AUCUUCUGAUUAAUCACUCUUUAAUCCUCUCUCUCUCUCUUUAUUUCUCUCUCUUUCUUUUUCUUCCUUCCAUAGAGAGCACCUUAUGCUGAUUCCUCUCUUUCUCCUCCUCAAAUCGUAACCUCGAUCCCUCCGAUUCCUUUUCACAAUUUAUCCUUAAAGUUUCGAUUUUUCAUUUCUGGGUUUUUGCCUCUCUGAUCAUGGCGGUUGUUGAGACUGUAGCAGCUGAUGCAGCAGGAGGAGUCGUGAUCCAGCCGCCGUCUUCACCACCUUCUUCAAUGACAAGUCAAGAUUCCGGCGUUUCUUCCGAUGAUCAGAACCAUCACUCCAGGAUCGAUCAAGUUCUCCGCCACGAUCAAGUAGUAGUUGGUGGUGGUGGUGGUGGUGGUCUCUACAGCAAGAUCGGGUCACACGUGGCGAGAUCCGACGGCGUUGACGGUGGUGAGAGCUUCAAUCGUGAUAUGAGAGAGCUUCAGGAGCUUUUCUCUAAGCUCAAUCCCAUGGCUGAAGAGUUCGUUCCUCCUUCUCUCAAUAAACAAGGAGGUAACGGAGGACUUAACGGUGGUUUCUUCACCUCUGCUGGUUCCUUCUUCCGUAACAAUGGCUUUGCCGGUGCUGCAAAUGAAAACGGUGGUUUCCGACGGAAGAAGAGCUUUGGUCAAGGGAAGCGAAGGAUGAACGCUCGAACAAGCAUGGCUCAGAGGGAAGAUGUUAUCCGUAGAACUGUCUAUGUCUCUGAUCUUGAUCAACAGGUCACUGAAGAGCAGCUUGCUGGUUUGUUUGUGAGUUGUGGACAGGUUGUUGAUUGCCGUAUAUGUGGUGACCCAAACUCGGUGCUUCGGUUCGCAUUUAUUGAGUUUACUGAUGAAGAGGGUGCGAUGACUGCUCUGAAUUUAUCGGGGACUAUGUUAGGAUUCUAUCCUGUGAAAGUUCUGCCAUCCAAAACAGCUAUUGCACCGGUUAACCCGACAUUUUUGCCUAGGACUGAAGAUGAGCGUGAGAUGUGCGCAAGAACUAUCUACUGUACUAACAUUGACAAGAAGGUGACUCAAUCUGAUGUGAAGGUCUUUUUCGAAUCGUUCUGCGGAGAGGUUUACCGCCUGAGGUUGCUUGGAGAUUAUCAACACUCAACUCGUAUUGCUUUUGUAGAGUUCGUAAUGGCAGAAAGCGCAAUAGCAGCUCUCAACUGCAGUGGAGUUGUUCUUGGUUCUUUACCGAUAAGGGUGAGUCCUUCAAAGACGCCUGUUCGUCCCAGAUCACCAAGGCAUCCAAUGCAUUGAUCUUAUAGCUUUUACAAGGUUUUCUUUCACAUAUCUCGUGUCUCAAUAUAUAUAUAUAUAUGGCUGUCUCUUCUUAAAAAACAGCAUACACAGUUAUGUAAAGAUGUUUGUCUGCAUCUCUCAUCUCUUCGUUGUUCGGAAUGUAACUCUGGGAUCUUGAUGAUGCUUCCUUCUUCCGUUGCCUUUUUUCUUCUUACCUGAGAAUCUUUUGGGUAAAAAACCUCGUAGAGAGUUUUUAAA
This is a messenger RNA of Camelina sativa (false flax), 1520 nucleotides long. RefSeq names its product polyadenylate-binding protein-interacting protein 11. Gene Ontology annotation, molecular function: RNA binding. Lineage: Eukaryota; Viridiplantae; Streptophyta; Magnoliopsida; Brassicales; Brassicaceae. The record is from RefSeq and is a predicted model, not a curated record.